Messenger RNA from Rhipicephalus sanguineus (brown dog tick), 1679 nucleotides. RefSeq lists its product as uncharacterized. The record is from RefSeq and is a predicted model, not a curated record. The coding region runs from base 1 to 1584 and encodes 527 amino acids. The transcript has 13 exons. NCBI's taxonomy places the organism in Eukaryota, Metazoa, Arthropoda, Arachnida, Ixodida, Ixodidae.
AUGCCUGACAGGGCUGGCAUCAUUUACGGCGAGGCACAGGUCGUCGUCGGAAUCAUCAUUAUCCUCCUCGUCGUCAUCGCCGUCUGUCUCCUGCUCAUGUCUGCCAGUCUUUCAGCGGAAACAACGACAGAGGAUUUCCCACCACCGUGGGUUGAGCGUGACUACACCAAGGACCACUGUGAGGACUGCUUCGUCCAUGUCAUCACCCAAACCUACCCCCGAGCCAAUGACAUCCAGCAAACUAAUCUUGCCAACCACGGAGAAGCGGGUCACGACGCAUUCGACGACUGCCACGACACCUUCGACGCGAGCCACAACAAAAACUUGUUCCUCCGGCCUGAGCAUGCUCCACCGCCUCGCCGUCGCAGGCUUCUCGCCGUUCUCUACAUCAUACUGCAGCAGCGCCACAUGAUCCAAGAGUCGUUCGACUCUCCAGGAUACGAGUUCGCGACUGCGCCGUUGGUGUGCGUGUACGGCAGCGGCUUCAACGAGAGCCUCGAAUUUCCCGAGGAAGGCUUGUGCGACCUGACCGUGUUCGACUCGCUCUACAAGGACGACCGCAACCCGUGGCCGGAACCCGACAAGGACCUCCGACACUUCCUCAGUGCGGCGAGGCGACAGCGGAAGUCACAGUUUGGCCUGUCGUUUGAUUACACAAACUGGCGAAAGUUAUCCGGCGAGCUGACUGACGGCGAUCCCACCAGGAACAUUGACGACUACUGGUUCGAUCGUAUCUACCACUACGGAAUGGUUGACAUUUCUCCCUACACCGAAAACGAGUUCGAGGUAGCAAGGACUGUCGCAUUGUUCGAGAAAUUGUACGAGUUGCUGGCUGAGAAGUCAUACCACAGUGGAUUUGGCCAGCACACGAUCAUUUUCUUCGGGUUCUCUCCUCUGAACCAUAGAUGGGUUUCCUUCGUGCCCUCACUGUUCACAACCUUCAGACCUCACCUGUUCGUGAUUCGAGGACAUUACUCGCUCAUCAAUAAUAAUGAGUCAAUCUGCAGGAUAGUGGCGCCCACGUUUCAGAGUCGUGCGCCAGGAACGUACUUCACAUUGUUCAAUGCUCACGCCGCACUCAAGUACGUGGCGGACAGAGUUCAAGAAGGCGCAACGAUGCUUGCGGUGUCGGCGAGCAUGGCGGGACGUUGGAACAGGCCCCAACAGUACCUGAGGCACGUAGCCAGCAACUACAGAUUCCUCGAGAAAUGUAUCAAGCUUCCUCGGCAUGUGCAGCAGUUUGGAAACCUGUACGAGGUGUGCAGCAAACCCACCUACCUCACAGUAUAUGACAGGGCGUACAAGGCCGAGUACCGAUACAACUUCGAUGACGGCCUUUUGCUCAGCUACGACACUUCGGUGUCACUGAAAGAAAAGCUGUGCUACUACAAGACAAACCUCACCAGCGUCCCCCCUUAUGGACUGGCCCUGUUCGAUAUGCAGUACGAAGACUGGAGUGGCGUGUGCUUCGCGGAGAAAUUCGCCCGCCUGCGCGCCCUCCGCAGAUUACUGGACUUCCUCGCCGAGCGCUUCCGUUUCGCCUCCGACUUGACGGGAUGCUUGUUCAGCACGCGCGCAACUUGAAAAGCGCUGCGAGAUGGGUUUGAUUCGCGAACCUGUUGACACUCGCGUCUCGAUGUAUGCGUAGCACGGGCUACUAACGAAAGUAUGAAAAUUAC